This is a messenger RNA of Neurospora crassa OR74A, 3103 nucleotides long. RefSeq lists its product as hypothetical. The transcript has 4 exons. Bases 1 to 2787 code for a protein of 928 amino acids. The record is from RefSeq and is a predicted model, not a curated record. Lineage: Eukaryota; Fungi; Ascomycota; Sordariomycetes; Sordariales; Sordariaceae.
AUGGCAAACCAACAAUUACCUCCUCCGCGCCGUCGUGGGGAUCAUUUGUUCGAGCGAUGGGGGGUCAAGCUACAGGAGGACAGCAACGGCAUUAUCUCCUCUGGAUUACUUCCCAUGUUCCCGACUGUUGACGGACCGUACGGUCUCGCUGAAGACCUUUGGUGGACGCAUAAGCGAGCGCUGCAGGAGGCGGCUACACACGCGCAUCCGAUGCCAAAGUCCAUACCGAAGCCCUCGAGCGUGCAGCUAGACGAAUUGUUCUGUACCGAACGGUGGCAGCAGGUCGCUCUCCACGGCCUCAGAACUUGGGAGCUUCCUUCCCUCAACCAAGGUAUCAUAGGGACAAGUUACUGGCAAGAGGUCUUUAUGAUGGACCUCUCAAUCAUGCAACUUUCCAACAUCAGCGUCACAGUUGAGCAAUUCCCGGACAUUGAUCUUAUCCACGUGGACGAGAGCAAGUGGCACAUAGCCUUCCGCCGCAGCCGGUGGUAUGAUUUGCGGGGCGUUGUGUUGGAAAAGGACGCCAACGGGCGCCCUACAAACACUCGAGAUUGGAGUGUAGACGACAACGGCCUCUGGGGUGAACUGCGAGUCGCGAUUGAAAUGGCCAACAGGAUGCUGCAUCACAUCCUUUACGGCGACUGGAUUUCUGCAAUGCUGGAGGGAUCCACGGAUCCGAUUCCGAAUGUCCUACCAUUCUCAGCAGAUCGUAUGCCCCACCGGAUGGUUUCGCCCGGUGAGGCUGGAAUAGGGCUCAAGCAGCCCGACCAGCGGAUCGCCAACCGAAUAUGGCACCAAAUUGAGCUUCUAUCACAGUGGAUUAUCUGGUCGUUUUUUGAUCCGCGGGAUUUGGACAAGUAUGGGUCAUCGGGCCAGCCGGGCGGUGUCACAGCCGGUUAUUGCAGCUCAGCACAACUGCGAACGGUGAUGGAGAAACCUCUCAAUCCCAGAGCCCUUCCACACCCGCAUGACCCCGAGGUGUUCACCGAUAUCAAAAUCAACACUAUGCUUCUCGAAGCGUUGCUUUCCAUCUCAAAUACUCCAGAGGAAGUUGCUUCCAAACACACCACACGGCUCCAGUUAGCGCUCGUAAUAGUACACGAGUUUAUGCAUGCACUUCAGACGGCAAGAGUCUAUGUCAUGACUUGCUCAGGCGGGUGGCAAUAUGAACCGUAUUAUAAAAAUGAAGUUUCUGCAGAACUGGGUUGGUCACAGGAACAAUCUCUUCUUGGCGCCGUCAGAACAAUUGGACCUUUGAACGUCUUUGUGCCUGACAGCGACUUCCUCUCCCGGGCUGGCCCUGCGUUUACUAUUGCACAAUCGUGGCUUGAUGACCCGACAGUGCGUCAAAAAGGUAAAGAACUACAGGAACUAGAUGGCUCCUUGCGCGGUGCGCUGCAUAGAGUUACCUCUCAGAUGAGCCCCUUACCUACAUACUGGUGUUCCCGCUUCCAGUCCCAGAGCUUUUGGGAUUCUCAUGUUGCUAUAUACGGGCAAAGCGCGCUCAAAGCUGAACCAGUGGUGCUCACCAAGCAAAGUAUAACCAUGGGGUCCCAUGUUCGAAUCUACCACGCCAGGGGACAUGUGCAACCGUCGCUGUUGCGACACCAACCGAUAGUACCGAACCAGAUGCAAAGGUUCCGACUAGAGGAAGAGCAAACAUUCCAAUACAUGGAGUUCCGCAAAAAGCUGUGGAAAAGCCUACGGCCUUGGUACAAGCAGUCUUACCGGAUCUGGCAGAAAACCCCAUACUCGUUUCUGCGUCUACGCCGACUGGUUGACCAUUUCCGACAGGCGGUCCUUCAACGAAACCGUGUCGAUGCGGAAGCCGCAGUCAAUGAAUACAGCGCCUACCUCAAGGUCCUCGCCUCGGAAAUGAGCACACCCUAUGCUGUGCCCAAUGCUCCGCCCGGGACCUUACCCUUCUGGUUCUUCGAGUUCCACCGUCAUCCGGCCUUAUGGCCCUUUUUCAUGCUCGAGGUUAUGAUGCAUGCGUCUCUUCCGUAUGACUGGUCAACCUCAGUGAGGAAGAAUGCAGCACCUCCAUCCGCGCCGACAGCUACCACCAGCAAUGUAGUAUCCUUGCCCAACCGCUGGUUUCCGAGCCAGCACGCCCGGGCUGCCGGUGCCUUUUUCAAGUAUCCAUCGUUCUGGACUUCCCUGGACGAGCCUCCCAACGCCAGUUUGGCCAGGCCUGAUGUCACUGACCCCAGCGACAUCCACCCGCCUAUGGUCAGCGGGGAGUUCACCAAGCCCUACAGGUCAUUAACAUGGCCUUCACCCGAGAAGAUGACAUCUCUUUACAAAGCCCGCUGGAACAUGCUCUUAGUCGCCGAAAAUAAGAGAAUCAAAGAACCCAUGAAGAAGUACCCCAUCUCCAAGAGGCUGUGGCAGGCUCUCAUGGACCAGUACAAGCAGCUUACUAGGCACAACCAACGCCUCGGUGAAAAGAACAACAACGGGCAGUGGUUAGACUUUGACUUUGUAUUCCCCCCUUACGAUGAGAAUGAUGAGUUUGUGGUUUUGGACAGGUUCAGCAGGCCCAUGGACUUCGGGCAGUGGGUGAUAAUGGGAUAUAACUCUACGGACUGGUUUCUGCAAGGCCAUGCGGACCCCGACAAGCUGACAGUCAUGUCCAAGGCAGUGCCUGCACCGGCGGACGCCCCCGAGGUGUACUUACCGAGUGAGGAUGAGGGGGAUGGGGAUGCGCCCGAGGUUUGGCAGCGUUGGUGGCCUGUUCACCCUCAUGUGGACGUGGACAUGGACGUGGACAUGAUGGAUGGGUGAUUUCGAGAGCGGAGCUGCACCGACCGGGUCGGACAUGUCAUGUUCUGUCAGGCUACAGGCUAGUGAGGCGAUCGACCAGUGACUCAUGUUGUGCAGGAAGGAACAAGACACGAAGAGAAGCAGAAACACGGCAUGGAAGAAGGAGAGGAGGGAGGGUUCCGGUAAAGUAGGUAGGUAAGGCGGAUGCACCGCAUUCUUACAGCAGUUUUGGAUGUUCCCUGUAUUUGACUCUAUUCAGAUUGUGGUAUAUUGAUGUGAUAUGGUGUUUUCGCUGUAGAAUCUAUGCUUUGUCAUAGGAACAAGUCUGAUAUAUACC